AGCGCAAAAAAAUUUUGAAUAAGUGACACCCUUUAUUCCUUCUUUAGUUCAAUACUUUGCAAAUCACACAAAAAUGUCGGUCGUGGGUUUUGAUUUGGGAAAUCUCCAAGCAGUCAUCUCGGUCGCUAGAAACCGUGGUAUUGACGUUAUCUGCAACGAAGUGUCGAAUCGCGCUACUCCUUCGCUCGUUUCGUUCGGCCUCAAGCAGCGCUUCCUUGGUGAAUCUGCAAAGACCCAGGAAGUCAGCAACUUUAAGAACACCGUUGGCAAUCUGAAGCGUCUUGCCGGUCGAUCUUUCAGCGAUCCCGAGAUCCAGGAAGUCGAAAAGAACUUGACUCCCGUGGAACUUGCUGAUGUCGACGGUAUGGUCGGUGCUAAGGUCCAAUACUUGGGCGAGCAACAAACCUUCUCGAACGUCCAGCUGAUUGCCAUGUACCUUGGCAAGCUCAAGGAAACCACUGCCGCUGAGCUCAACAUCCCCGUCUCUGACUGUGUCAUCACUGUCCCCGGUUGGUUCACCGAGAUCCAGCGCCGUGCCGUCUUGUCCGCCGCUGAGAUUGCCGGCUUGAACUGCUUGCGUCUUGUCAACGAUUUGACUGCCGCUGCCUUGGGUUACGGUAUCACCAAGCUCGACCUGCCCGAGGACAAGCCCAAGAACGUGGUGUUUGUCGACAUUGGCCACUCUGACUACUCUGUCAACGUCGUCUCCUUCUUGAAGGGCCAAUUGACCGUCCGUGGCGCUGCUUACGACACCGCCUUUGGUGGCCGUGAAUUCGACAAGGUCAUCAUGGACAAGUUGGCUGCAGAGUUCAAGGAAAAGUACAAGAUUGAUGUCUACAGCAACAAGAAGGCUCAAUUGCGUCUCCGUGUCGCUGCCGAGCGCUGCAAGCGUGUCUUGUCGGCUAACCCCCAGGCUCCUGUCAACAUUGAGUCGAUCAUGGACGACCGUGACGUCUCGACCAUUGUCAACCGCGCCGACUUUGAAGAGUGGGCCGAGGGUCUCUUUGGCCGCACCGCCGACACGAUCCACAAGGCGUUGGAGAACGCCGGUCUCAAGGUCGAGGAUGUGGAUGCCGUCGAGUUGGUCGGUGGUACCACCCGUAUCCCUGCCAUCAAGACCACCAUCUCCAAGGUCUUGAACAAGGAAAUUUCUACCACCUUGAACCAGGACGAGGCCAUCUCGCGUGGUGCUGCUCUCCAGUGCGCCAUGUUGUCGCCUGUCUUCAAGGUCCGUGACUUCCGUGUCAACGAUGUCUGCAGCUACCCCAUCAAGCUCACCUGGCCCGCCACGCCCGAGGACGAGGAUACCGAGAUCACCGUCUUUGACACCAACAACUCGAUCCCCUCGACCAAGAUCUUGACCUUCCACCGCAAGGAACCCUUCACCUUGGAAGCCUCGUACGUCAAGCCCGAGGAGCUCGUCCGCGGCAUCAACCCCUGGAUCGGCCAGUACACCAUCAAGGGCAUCGACCAGCCUUCCGAAGUCAAGGUCAAGGUCAGACUCAACAUCCACGGCAUCCUGUCCGUCGAGUCUGCCUACACUGUCGAAGAAAAGGAAGUCGAGGAGGAAGUCACCAACAAGGAUGGCGAAAAGGAGACCAAGAAGACCAAGAAGCUCGUCAAGAAGGCCGAUCUGUCCGUUGUUUCCCAGACCACUGCCUUGAGCAAGGCCUUGAUGGACCAGUAUGCCGAAAAGGAAAGCCAGAUGGCCUCCAACGACCGCUUGAUCUUUGCCACCGAGGCUGCCAAGAACUCGCUCGAAGAGUAUGGCUAUGAGAUGCGUGACAAGGUCGAAGGUCCCUAUGGCGCAUACAUUGAUCCCGCCGUCAAGGACAAGUUCUGUGCCGACUUGAACGCUGUGGUUGACUGGAUCUACGAUGAGGGUGACGACCAACCAAAGUCGGUCUAUGUCGAGAAGCUUGAGGCUUUGAAGAAGAUUGGCAACCCCGUUGUCGAGCGCUACCGUGAGGCCGAGGAGCGUCCCCGUGCCGACCGUAUCUUGCGCGCCACGUUGCAGCGUCUCACCCAAGAGGCCAUGAGCUCGGACGACAAGUACUCGCACAUUCCUCCCCAGGAGAAGCAGGACAUUGUCGACCGUUGCGACCGUGCCCGCCGCUGGUUGGACGAGCAGUUGGGCAAGCAAGAAAAGGUGCCCAAGCACGAUACUCCCAUUGUCUUGUCCCGCGACAUUGCUCAGGAAGAGAGCGCCGUCGUUGCCUUUGCUACCCCCAUCCUGAACAAGCCUAAGCCUGCACCCAAGCCUGCUGAGGAUACACCCAUGGCCGAUGGCCAGGAGGGUGAGAAGAAGGAGGAAAAGCCCGCUGAAGAGACCGAGGAGAAGAAGGACGACAUGGACAUUGACUAAAAAGCAUUGAACAAUGUCCCUGUUCCCUUAAUGAUCUUAAGGGACUUGUUCUUUCCAGACGACGAUUGCACCUCAACCACAAAAAAAAACACUCUUUUCUUUAUCCACUCCCAUACACCCGCUCUCUCUCUCUCUACCUUUCUCCCGCUCUCUCUUUUACAUCUGCAAAUAGAAAAAGCACAGUAUACACUAUACGGCAUCCCAUCUUUUUUCAUAUAAAAAAAAAGAAAAAAUACACAUUGUUCAAAUUGUUCCACAAGUCCAAAGUAAGUCUUCUUGUGGGUGGGGGGUUGCCUUGGAGACAAUCACAUGG
Messenger RNA from Zychaea mexicana, 2678 nucleotides. RefSeq names its product heat shock protein 70 family. Lineage: Eukaryota; Fungi; Mucoromycota; Mucoromycetes; Mucorales; Lichtheimiaceae. Gene Ontology annotation, cellular component: cytosol; nucleus. Bases 74 to 2365 code for a protein of 763 amino acids. The record is from RefSeq and is a predicted model, not a curated record. Gene Ontology annotation, biological process: protein folding. The transcript has 4 exons. Gene Ontology annotation, molecular function: ATP-dependent protein folding chaperone; ATP binding.